Messenger RNA from Dictyostelium discoideum AX4, 933 nucleotides. RefSeq lists its product as hypothetical. NCBI's taxonomy places the organism in Eukaryota, Evosea, Eumycetozoa, Dictyosteliales, Dictyosteliaceae. The coding region runs from base 1 to 933 and encodes 310 amino acids. The transcript has 6 exons. Gene Ontology annotation, molecular function: transferase activity; acyltransferase activity, transferring groups other than amino-acyl groups; acetyltransferase activity. The record is from RefSeq and is a predicted model, not a curated record.
AUGACAGAUAAAAUUCAAUUCAAUUAUAUUGAUAAUAAAUCAUCUCUGCAAUUGUUAAAAAUUUUACAAAUCAAAAAUUUUCCAAAUCUCUUUCGUUAUGAAAAUCAAGUAAAACAACAAAAUGUAUUAUCUUUUGUAGACAAUGAAGCAAACCCAACGAUUGUAAUUUUAAUUGAUAUUUUUAGAGGUCAAAUGAAUGUAUUUCCAUUAAAUGUUGAAGCAUUAACAAAUACAGCAAAAUCCAUUGACUGGUCAAAUGGAUUUUUAACAGAAUUUAAAAAUAAUCCAUUCAUUAAAUGGGAUGAGAUUUUUGAAAAAGUUGGACCAAAUAACAAAAUAGGUUUAGAAAGACAUUUUAAAUCAACUGAAAAAAUUUCAAUUGCAUGUGUUUCUCUUGAAUAUGAACCAUUAUUUAUUGAAUCAUUAAAAGGUUAUUUUAGAAAUAUGAAACCAGAUUCAGAAGUUUUUGAUGCAUUAACAUUAAAGGUAGAUAAUAUUCAAGAGAAAAUUAAUGAAUUAAAAUUAAAUUUAGAUGAAAAUGUAGGACCAUUAAAAUAUGAGGAUGCUGAAACCAUUAUUUUAAAACAAAUAAUUAAUUAUAAAUGGCAAUAUAAAUCAAAUGAAUCAAUUAAUUUUUUAAGAUGGUCAUGUACUCAAACUAUAUCAGCAGGUUAUAGAAUUAAUGGUAAACUUGUUAGUUGGAUUAUUAUGUAUACAGAUGGUUCUAUUGGUAGUCUUUAUACAUUAGAAGAGUUUAGAGGAAAAAAAUAUUCUUGCAAGGUGGUAUCAUAUAUUUUAAUUAAAUUCUUUGAAAAUGGUUUCGACCUUCCAUACUGUUUUGUUAGAGAUAAUAAUAUAUCUUCACAAAAAGUGAUGAGAAGUUUUGGUUUCAAAUCAAAUUCCUUAGUAAAAUGGGUUACUGGCACUCCAUAA